GGUCCCGGAAGGUGAGGAGCUGACCUACUUCCGGUCUUUGUGACUCAUUGUGUCUGUGGCGAGGCGUUGGGAGGGCCUAGGCCGGUGUGCAGUGCCCUUCGGCUGGGUUGAGCCGUGCUUGGUCGCCCCGCGUCCCCAAGCCGCUCCGGAGACUCACGGAAUAGUGCAGGAAUCGAUAGAAGAUAAUUGCCGGAACGGAAAGGGCAGCCUGAGCCCGUUGGACCCCAGCAGCUCCCUCAGCCUGCAUGAUGACUGCUGAGUCAAGGGAAGCCACGGGUCUGUCCCCGCACGCUGCGCAGGAGAAGGAUGGAAUAGUCAUCGUGAAGGUAGAAGAAGAAGAUGAGGAAGACCACAUGUGGGGGCAGGACUCCAGCCUGCAGGAGACGCCGCCACCCGACCCAGAGGUGUUCCGCCAACGGUUCAGGCGGUUCUGCUACCAGAACACUUUUGGGCCCCGAGAGGCCCUGAAUCGACUAAAGGAACUUUGCCAUCAGUGGCUUCGACCAGAAGUCAACACGAAGGAGCAGAUCUUGGAGCUGUUGGUGCUGGAGCAGUUCCUGUCCAUUUUGCCCCAAGAGCUGCAGGUGUGGCUGCAGGAGUACCGGCCUGACAGCGGGGAGGAGGCUGUGACUCUUCUGGAAGACCUGGAGCUUGAUCUGUCGGGGCAGCAGGUCCCGGGUCAAGUUCAUGGGCCUGAGAUGCUUGCCAGGGGUGUGGUGCCUCUGGAUCCAGUUCAGGAGUCCUCAAGCUUUGACCAUCACGAAGCUACCCGGUCUCGCUUCAAGCAUUCAUCUAGGAAGCCUCGCCUCUUGCCAUCCCGAGCUCUCCCUGCCACCCACGUUCCUGCCCCUCAUCACGAGGGGAAUCCCAGAGACCAGGCGAUGGCAUCUGCACUAUUGACCGCAGAUUCCCAGGCAAUGGUGAAGAUCGAGGACAUGGCCGUGUCCCUCAUCCUGGAGGAAUGGGGAUGUCAGAACCUGGCUCGGAGGAAUCUCAGUAGGGACAGCAGGCAGGAGAAGUUGGGGACUGUGUUUUCCCAGGGUUCUGAAAACAGGAAUGGGAAUGAGUUGACCUCAAAGGCUGAAGUCAAAGAAGAUUCCACCUCACAUGGGGAGACAGGAGGAAGGUUCCAGAAAGAAUUUGGAGAGAAACGUGAACAGCAGGGCAGAGUAGUCGAAAGGCAACAGAGAAACCCUGAAGAGAAAAAUGGCAAAGAAAAGAAAGAGCCGGCGCCACCUACAGCCAGGGAGAAAAAGCCCAGCAUGGGAGAGAGGGGCCCGAGGGAGAAGGGCAAAGGCUUGGGAAGAAGCUUCAGCCUGAGUGCAAACUUUAAUAACACCCCGGAAGAGGCGCCCUCGGGAGCAAAGACUCACAGAUGUGAUGAGUGUGGGAAAUGCUUCACUAGAAGCUCCAGCCUCAUCCGCCAUAAAAUCAUCCACACUGGCGAGAAGCCCUAUGAGUGUAACGAGUGUGGGAAAGCCUUCAGCCUCAAUUCCAACCUUGUCCUGCACCAGCGCAUCCACACAGGAGAGAAGCCUCAUGAAUGUAGCGAGUGCGGCAAGGCCUUCAGUCACAGCUCCAAUCUCAUCCUGCACCAGCGCAUCCACUCUGGAGAGAAACCCUACGAAUGUAACGAGUGUGGCAAGGCCUUCAGCCAGAGCUCAGACCUCACAAAGCACCAGAGAAUCCACACAGGGGAGAAGCCCUAUGAAUGUAGCGAGUGUGGAAAAGCUUUCAACCGAAACUCAUACCUUAUUUUGCAUCGCAGAAUUCACACCCGAGAAAAGCCCUACAAGUGCACUAAGUGUGGCAAGGCCUUCACCCGGAGCUCGACCCUCACACUGCACCAUCGAAUCCAUGCCAGAGAGCGAGCCUCAGAAUACAGCCCGGCCUCUCUGGAUGCCUUUGGAGCAUUCCUGAAAAGUUGUGUGUAAAGCAGGAGUGUGUCAUCAAGCCAUUUCCCCCUUUUUCUUUCCAGAAUUAUGUCAGACGUACGUAGGUGCCCACCAGGGGAAAAGUAGUAACACCAUCAAAUUGUUUGAGAAGUCACAUGUAAGGAUCCGUAAGAGUUACAUCAACAGUGUUCUGCCUCCCAGUGGCCUGUAGGAAUGUAAUUCUGAAAGUCCUCACAAAGGAAAGCUGGUCUGGAUGGCCUUCAGGACAUCUCCACUCAAGAUAAAAGC
Acomys russatus (golden spiny mouse) is the source of this 2183-nucleotide messenger RNA. It is a transcript of the gene Zkscan1, whose product is annotated as zinc finger with KRAB and SCAN domains 1. Bases 246 to 1934 code for a protein of 562 amino acids. The transcript is spliced from 6 exons. Gene Ontology annotation, biological process: regulation of transcription by RNA polymerase II. NCBI's taxonomy places the organism in Eukaryota, Metazoa, Chordata, Mammalia, Rodentia, Muridae. The record is from RefSeq and is a predicted model, not a curated record. Gene Ontology annotation, molecular function: RNA polymerase II cis-regulatory region sequence-specific DNA binding; DNA-binding transcription factor activity, RNA polymerase II-specific.